Messenger RNA from Danio aesculapii, 1164 nucleotides. RefSeq names its product motile sperm domain containing 1 (gene mospd1). The record is from RefSeq and is a predicted model, not a curated record. Bases 234 to 893 code for a protein of 219 amino acids. NCBI's taxonomy places the organism in Eukaryota, Metazoa, Chordata, Actinopteri, Cypriniformes, Danionidae. The transcript is spliced from 6 exons. Gene Ontology annotation, cellular component: cytoplasm.
CCAGUAUCCCAGCAUUCAACGCGCGCUUUGCAGCGUAUUGUUGACAAAGAAAAAGGAAACGGGGUGGGAUUUGAAAUAAAUAUCGCUAAACGGUAAACGGGAGUGAGAGGUGAACGACAUGCUGCCAAAGAGCUGAAGUGUCUGCGUUUGGACCUGGAUCUGUGCAGUGUUACAGCCCGGAGCGGCAGUGGGAAAAGCAUAAAGGGAGGAGGACGUGAGCUCAGCGUGAGCCAAUGCAGCAGCAGCAGAGCCGGCAGCCUGACCUAGUGGAGGGAAGCCUUCCAGUGUUUGUGUUUCCCACUGAGCUCGUGUUUUACGCAGAUGAGCAGGCUUCACACAAGCAGGUGCUCACGCUCUACAACCCCUAUGAGUUUGCUCUUAAAUUUAAAGUUCUGUGCACAGCGCCAAACAAGUAUGCCGUGGUGGACGCCACCGGUGCUGUUAAACCGCAAUGUUGCGUUGAUAUCGUGAUCCGCCAUCGAGACGUACGCUCCUGCCAUUUCGGGGUGAUCGAUAAGUUCCGGCUGCAGGUGUCCGAACAGAGUCAGAGGAAGGCACUGGGCAGGAAGGAAGUGAUGGCGACUUUGCUGCCCUCCGCCGCUCAGGAGCAGCCGCAGACUCGACCCCAGGAGGAGGAGCGCAGGAUGAAGGAGCAGCUCGCCGACAGAGUCUUCUUUGAGCAGACUGCAUUCCAGACAGAGAGCCGUACAGCAUCUGGGGGUCCGAGUCUCCUCACUGUGCUUUUAGGCCUGGUGUGUAUGGCAGCCCUUAUGCUCCCAACUCUGGGAGAGCAGGAAUCCACAGUGCCUGUCUACCUCCACUUAAGUGUUAACAAGAAACUCGUAGCUGCUUAUGUUUUAGGUCUUCUUACAAUGGUUAUUCUGCGCACUUGAAGUGCUCUUGGAAACCGAAAAGGAACUAUAAUGAUGAAGAGGGGAGAUACGGACAUUAACACAGCCAGAAGGGUUGUGAACUCCCUAUAAACAGGAACUAACUUCUUAAAUGAUCAUCACAAACACAAUGAAGAUGCAGAGAUCCAUGGGCAAUGUGUUUACAGGCUGAAAAGUGACUGAGCCGGCACUGCAUCCGGCUGACUAUUAUGUUAAGUGGGAGGGGGUGUAGAAGAACAUGAAUACAUUAAAUUAAAUGUGUUGUUAUUCGUCA